CCGCGUUUUUCGGCGUGGUUACAAAGUUGGGCACCAAUGCAGACGAGUUUAGCCGACGAGUGUAGACUUGUAUGUAUGGAUGUGCAGUACUGUCGAAGAUGAAAACAAAUUAUGCUAAUCUUAUUCAAUGAUCCAAGUUAUGGAACAAGAAAAUGGCGUCGUCAAAUUUGACAUAGGCUCAUUCGUCCUCUGCCACAGAAAACUGUGUCUCCUGAUGCAACCAUUUAGAAAGGGAUACGAAACCUUUGCCUACGUGACCAGGUGGCACUCCCAGAGGCUAACUUUGUUUGUCAUGAUGUCUUCCAUUUACUUGUCUAUCAGGCAUCCAGUGCAUCUUGCCUAUAUUCCAUUGGUUUAUUUGAUAGUCAUGCUUUCUUUGUCUGGAGUGAGAAAGUUAGGAUUGAAGAAUUUGAGGGGCAAUGUUCACUUCAGGAGGAAGAAAGUACAAAGGAAGGAAGAUGACCUUGUGAAUUUAGAACUAAAACUUGCCACCAUGAAGCAAGCUCGUGAGGACCUUAACGAAUACAUCAAUAUCUCAAUUCAAAUUCAAAUGCUUGAAGAAAAACUUUGUGAAUAUCUUGACAUAUUUUACAGGAUUUACAGAUGGGAAAAUGCCACUGUUUCAAAGAUAUGUCUUCUGGCUCUUUUUUUGCUGCUGUGCAGUUUAUUCUUUCUUCCUGGAAGAUAUCUUGUGACUGUUGGAGUUAUAGUUGUAUUUCUGGGCAACUCAGGCUUUGAGAAAGGUAGUCCUCACAAAAUGACCUGAAACUAAACUUCAGUGGGCUGUAUAGUUUUCCAUGUUGGAUCUUGGCUCCAAUUACUGGAAAGUGGCAAUGGACGUGAAUACCCAGAAAAAGGCAGUAUUUAUAACUCAGAGCAACUGGUAUGAAUGGAACAUGAAGUCAUUUGGCUGCUGCGAUGUGCCAGGUACAUUUGGAAGAUUGAAGGAACUUGUCUUGAAGAGUCGAUAUUGGAAAAUCUGCUCGAUACCUUGAUUUUGUGAUUGUUAUGGGGCACCCCUUUGAAGAAGAGUUACACCAACAUGUUUGAGCAACGCCUGUGCAGGACUUAAGCUUAAGCCAAAGACAUGUUUUCUGCUCCAGCAAAGGAGAGGGCAUCACUGGAGACCCUGGAAAGGUAGAACCAUUCUGCACAUGGCCCCUUAUUAACAUUGAUUCGUCCCUAACCUCUCAACUGUAGCUCAACAACUGUACAAGCAAACAGAUGCAAAGACAGAAUUUGUUUUGACAGGCUAAUGUCAGCUCCACAGUCUGAAAGGGAUAUAACAUCUCAUGGAUUCCUGGCCAGUCUGACCAGAGAGACAAAGUUUAUGCUAGAAUUGAUGCCAUGUCACAGCUUAGGGACAGGGUGGGAAAACCUCUUGUAUUUGCAAGUCAAACAUUGGUUAAAUCUGAAUGGAACUACUGUGUGACCCACAGUAAGCUUUUGGUAGAAUGGUAGAAUGCUGAUGCACUUUCCUGUCAACCCUGUGAUAUCUCUUGUAAGUGGUGUAAGGGUCGCAAAUCUUAGAAACAAGUGCCCAUUCCUAACCAUGACAAGAAGCAACCUAUGAACUGUGAAGGUCCUGUUGGAGAUCAUUGUACCAUGGUCCAGUUAGAGCCGACAUGGACUUUCACCUUUUUGAGGGAAGAGCAGGAAACAGAUUCUGAUCUCAAGGUGAUAACUGUAUGGAAAGAAGCCAGUGAAAUAAAUCCAUUGUGGGAAGAUGUGUUGCCUCAGAGUCAUGCUGGAAAGACCUUGUGAUAAUAGGAGCCCGCUGCUCUUCAGAAAAGGUGCACUUUGUCCCAAAUUGGAAAGAGACAGGAGAUUAGAUGAUUGAUGAAAUGGCUCUUUGUAAUGGUCUCCCUUAGACUGCCUUAGUUUGAAGUUCAUCAUAUGCACAUGACUACUGUUCAUACCUCCUAAAGUAAGGACAAAGAAAACCCUGGGGGAUAGAUCGUUUAGCUGUGUAGUGCCCAGACUUUAGAAUUUACUUCCAACUACUAUUCUGUGUAUCUCCAGUUUAAAUAUUUUUAAAAGUAGACUUUGAACAUUGUUAUUUAAUAAGGCAUUUAAUUAGCUGGUGUGGUUUCUAAUUUAUUCUAUUAUUUAACCAAAUUAUGGAAUUGUAAAUUGUAAGUCUUAUUUUAUGUAUUAAUUCUAAUAUCUUAUGUAAGGUGCAGUUGAAUAUUUUUUAUAGAAAGUGCCUGAUAUAAAUGUUCCACAACUGAGUGCCGCUGUACAAAAAACUUCUCUUAACAUAAUCAGUUUGAGGUUGUGGAAGAACUAAUUUGUUUUCAAUAUUCCUUAAACGAUAAGCACUUACAUUGUCACGAUGUACGAAUCUUGAUCUCAGAUAAUCAGGUGUCUUACCAUGUAAUGUUUUAUAUACUGGGAUAGACUUCUGUUCCAAUCUUUGAUGGUAGAGUCUUCGCCACUCCAGUGCCCGGAACAAAUCAUCCAAAUUACUAUCAUAGCUCGCAGACAUCAUGGUGCGAGCUGCAUGAUUUUGAAGCCUUUGGAGUAUUUCAGAAAGGCCCUUGUUACAGUUUCCCCACACUACAUUGCAAUAAUCAAAAUGUGGUUGAAAAAGGCUAUUACAAACUUUAAUUGAAAUAAUAAAUGGAGUGAGAUGCUGAAUUUGUUUGGUCGCCAGUUGGCAUGUCUGUGGAUCAAAGAAAACAUGGGGAAA
Orbicella faveolata is the source of this 2692-nucleotide messenger RNA. Its product is annotated as protrudin-like. Lineage: Eukaryota; Metazoa; Cnidaria; Anthozoa; Scleractinia; Merulinidae. The record is from RefSeq and is a predicted model, not a curated record. Gene Ontology annotation, molecular function: metal ion binding. Gene Ontology annotation, cellular component: endoplasmic reticulum tubular network. Gene Ontology annotation, biological process: vesicle-mediated transport; endoplasmic reticulum tubular network formation; protein localization to plasma membrane.